AUGAUCUUGCAAACCGGUAUCGACCUCAACUGGGCACCCCCUGCAACGCCUUCGGCCAACAGAGGGAGGACUUUUUGGGGUCAGGAGCAUGACUAUCCGUUUAUACAUGGUACUGAUGAAUUCAUGUCCGACAAUCUCCGGCUUUGUCUGCGAUAUCCAGGCUUCGUCGAUCGGAAUUACCCCACGGACGACCUCGAGUCCUUCUUCUGGGUAACAACAUGGGUGAUCCUGUUCGCCGACUCUCAAUACAAAGAUGCAAGAACAGAAGAGUGGCGGAAGUGGUGGACGAAACACCAUGGAUUCAAAGCGAUGCUACGACACCUGCGACGCUUCUCUGACUACCAAAGUGACCCGGCCGUGAAACAGAUGGAUGAAUUUCUGCUGGAAUGGUGUGGCCAACUUGACGCGCUGGAAACCGGAUGGAAUGAGGGGAGAGGUUGCAAAGAUAGUGAGGACAGUAAACAAUGGGAAAUUGCGAACUUUCAUCAGUAUGCUCGCCAUGGGGCUUCCGAUUCUUUGAGCUUGAUCCUGAAAUACCGGGAAAAACUAGACCUGUAA
Marasmius oreades (fairy-ring Marasmius) is the source of this 558-nucleotide messenger RNA. RefSeq lists its product as uncharacterized. The transcript is spliced from 3 exons. The record is from RefSeq and is a predicted model, not a curated record. Bases 1 to 558 code for a protein of 185 amino acids. NCBI's taxonomy places the organism in Eukaryota, Fungi, Basidiomycota, Agaricomycetes, Agaricales, Marasmiaceae.